Molecule: messenger RNA, 2424 nt
Organism: Cydia splendana
Lineage: Eukaryota; Metazoa; Arthropoda; Insecta; Lepidoptera; Tortricidae
Exons: 13
Coding region: 154-2190 (678 amino acids)
Source: RefSeq, a predicted model, not a curated record
CCGUGCGUUCCAUUUUCAAACCUCGGAACAAAUUCGAAACGGUGUUCUUUUUACAAACUAUUCAGUUAAUUAUUUCUUUACUGUGUCUUUUGUUUAUGGUUGUGGAAUAUAUGUCGUUUGAAAUUGGAAUGCACAUAAUGUAAAGGAAACAAGAUGGCGGUGUCCGGCGAGGUGUACGAGCAGGACGGAGGAGUCAAGUUGCAUCCGUACCUCAUCGCUUUAGCACGCUGGUGCGUGUCCUGUCUGUGGAGCACGGCCUCCGCCAUGCUGUACCGUCUGUUGACCAACCCACUACCGCAGAUCACAGCUCCAAAGUACUCAAAACCGCGGCCAGCAGGCAAGGAACAUCUCCACCCGGAGCCUAAAGUUGAAUGCGUGGUUCUGCACCAACCAGAGACGCCCAAGGUUGACGUCAUCUUCGUACAUGGCCUGUAUGGUUCCCUGGGCAACACCUGGAGGCAAGGAGAAUGGAGGUCCAAAUACAAAAUAGAACCCAACAAAAUAUCCCUAAGACGACCCAACUCCAUCCCAGCCUGCGAUUGUAACAAAGCAAAUGUAUUCAAUGAAGAUGCCAACAAAAUUGAAAGUAUUAAGAACAGUAUCAAACUAGAUAAUGAAAAUAUACUCAAUUUUAACGAUAAAGAAAUCACAUUUACAAAGAUAGAUGAAUAUUAUAAAAGGAUAACGGAUGAUGAAAUGUUCAUAACUGAGAAGUUUUAUAAAGACCAGUGUGAAGUUGUUGACAAUUAUGAUACACAAGCGAAGUUUGUUAGGGACUUGUUUAAUAUGGAGAAUUUGAAAGUGGAAAAAAAGGAGAAUGAUAAUUGUAGAUGUCGGGCGGAGGAGAAACGGUGUGAGGUGGGGUGUGGCUGCAUUUGCGACGAGUGCUACUCCGCGUGCUGGCCUCGGGAUUGGAUCAAGGAGGAUUACCCUCACGCCAGGGUCAUAUCCAUCAACUACACCAGUGACCCUCAUCUGUGGAGACCGCUGUGGAUCAAGCAGUGCAAGAGACUGCAGCUGCACGAGCGAGCAGAGCAGAUGAUUUCACAGCUGCUGGCACUGGGGGUGGGGCAGCGGCCCAUCGUGUGGGUGGGGCACUCCAAGGGGGGGUUGUUCAUCAAGCAGAUAUAUUGUGAAGAGCAGAUGUUCGCACAGCUACUCCCACUGGGGGUGGGACAGCGGCCCAUCGUGUGGGUGGGGCACUCAAAGGGGGGGUUGUUCAUCAAGCAGAUAUAUUGUGAAGCAGAGCAGAUGAUCGCACAGCUACUCGCACUGGGGGUGGGGCAGCGGCCCAUCGUGUGGGUGGGGCACUCCAAGGGGGGGUUGUUCAUCAAGCAGAUAUAUUGUGAAGCUUACGAAGCCUAUACCGAAUUACAUGGGAAUCAAAGUGGAGAAAUUAAUGAUAAUGAGGACAUGAAACAAAACUGCGACGAAUGUGAUAAAGACAAUGAAAUGAAUCACAAAACUGACAGCAAUAUUGACAUCAUUGACAAUAAUGAUAUGUUCGAAGAAAAUAAGGGUAAGAAUGAAAUGGGUAUAAAUGAAAGACAUGAUGAUGAAACGGGUAAAACAGAUCAUGAACAAGUUUAUGAAGAAAGCAUAGAGUCUAAUAGAAAUAAGGAUGAUGAUCAUUCCAGCAAUAUAAAUGAUAAGAAUAAUUUAGAAUUAAGAUAUGAUAAGGAUGAUGUUUAUGAUGAUAGCUCAGCUAGUGAAAGUUCUUGUGAUUUGAGACAAGAAAAGGAUGGAAAUAGUUCAGAGUCUUCAAACAGAAAAGAAGACCUGUCAAAGCGUGCUCAACUAUGGUCCCUAAGCUCUGGUUUCAUGUUCUACUCGGUGCCACACCGCGGCUCGCCGCUCGCUGACAUCAAGACACCCUUGACGGCGCGCUCUAUUGAGUUACUCGAGAUGGGACAAGACUGUUCGCUGGUGUCCUCGCUGCACUUGCGCUGGCUGCGCGCGGCGGCGGCGGCGCCGGCGCGCGUGCGCAGCCUGGUGGAGACGGCGCGGACACUCAUGGCCGUGCUCUGGCUUAGAAUAGUCAGCACCGACUCUGCUGAUGCCGGUAUAGGCGCGUUAUGCGGCGUUUCGGUGGACCACCGCGAAAUCUGCAAGCCCUCGAGCCGCCAUUGCAUUCUCUACACGGAACUUAAAGCGCUCAUACACGCCGCUUUAGAAAAGUGCGGGAAGUAACGCUAUCUAGCGGCGAAUACCUGAACUACCCGUCUACAUUUCGGUGGUUGCAUGAUGUUUACGUUUACUAUGCGAUAUAUGUCCAUAACAAAUCACUGGGAAAUCUGCCAGCCCUCGAGCCGCCACUGCAUUCUAUACACGGAGCUCAAAGCGCUCAUACACGCCGCUUUAGAAAAGUGCGGGAAUCAACUCCAUCUAGCGGGCAAUAGCUGAACUACCCGUCUAACAUUUCGG